AUGGUCCAUAAGUCUAUAGUGGUGGGUCUGGUGGUGCUGCUGGUGGCAGCCGUGAGCACCUUUGUGGGAGUUUUCUUUGGUUUGGGGAGCAGUACGUCUUCGAAUGGCCAUUCCUACUUAAGGGCUGCCGUGGCAGCCGAUGCUGGCCGAUGCUCAGAAAUCAGCAGAGACACGUUGCAGAAAGGGGGCUCUGCAGUGGAUGCAUCUAUUGCUGCCUUGCUGUGUGUUGGGCUGGUGAAUGCCCACAGCAUGGGCAUUGGAGGAGGUCUCUUCUUCACCAUCUAUAAUGCCACAACUGGAAAGGUAGAGACCAUUGAUUCCAGAGAGACGGCUCCCGCCAACGCAACAGAGGACAUGUUUGGGAAUAGCACCCAGUUAGCCAAGAAGGGAAGGUUGUCCAUCGCCAUACCAGGGGAGAUCCGUGGGUAUGAGAUGGCACACUAUCGCCAUGGAAAAUUGCCAUGGAGAGAGCUUUUCCAGCCUGCAAUCCAGUUGGCACGGAAAGGCUUUCCUUUGGGCAGGGCAUUGGCCACCGCUAUUUCCAAGAACAGGGAAACCAUCAUCUGUGACACAGCUUUAUGUGAGGUAUUUUGUGACAAAAACGGUGGCAUCCCUAAGGAAAAUGACAUCAUCACCUUUACUAAACUCGUUGACACCUAUGAAAUAAUAGCAAAUGAGGGACCUAAUGCUUUUUACGAAGGGCCGCUGGCAGAGAACCUUGUGAAGGACAUUCAGGCUUCAAGUUGUAUCAUCACACUGGAUGACCUAAAGAAAUACAAGCCUUUUUUGGAUGAGAAUCCUCUCAAUGCUACUGUGGGGGGGUACACCAUGUUUGUACCCAAUGCCCCCGCCAGUGGCCCUGUCCUGUCCCUCAUACUCAGCAUCCUGGAUGGAUACAACUUUACCUCAGACAGUGUCUCCAGCACUGAGAAGAAGAUCCUCACGUACCACCGCAUGGUCGAGGCCUUCCGUUUUGCCUAUGCCAAGCGAAGCAUGCUGGGAGAUCCACAAUUCCUCCGCAUCUCUGAUCUCAUCCACAACAUGACUUCAGAUUACUUUGCCGAUGCCUUCCGUCAGAAGAUUACAGAUGAUACCACCCAUCACAUGAACUACUAUGAGAUGGAGUACUUUGUCCCCGAGAACCACGGGACAGCACAUCUGUCUGUGGUGGCAGAGGACGGGAGUGCAGUGGCAGCCACCAGCACCAUCAACCAUUUGUUUGGCUCCAAAGUCAUGUCGCAUUCUACAGGAAUCCUCCUCAACAAUGAGAUGGAUGACUUCAGCUACCCCCUCAUCACGAAUGGCUAUGGAGUGCCCCCUUCACCAAGCAACUUCAUCAGACCAGGUAAGAGGCCCUUGUCCUCUAUGUGUCCAGCCAUUCUCUUUGACAAGGGGAGCAAGGAAGUCAAGAUGGUGGUGGGGGCCUCAGGAGGAACAAAAAUCACCACGGCAACUGCCACGGUGAUUCUCAAUGCGCUGUUCUUUAACUACGACCUGAAGAAAGCUGUGGCAGAUCCCAGAAUCCACAACCAGCUGAGUCCCAACACCACACAGGGAGAGCCCGGGUUUGACGAGAGGGUGAAGGCUGGUUUGGCCUUGAAGAACCAUGAGACAGAGUUCCUGACAGCCACAUGUGCUGUGGUUCAGGCGGUGGUGCGCCAGGGUGACCGGCUUCAUGCUGAAUCUGACCCCAGGAAGUGGGGCUAUGCCGCUGGGUACUGAGACCAACCACACAAGCCACUACUAGGACUGGGAAUUGCCAGGGACCUCACAAUACGAUAUCACGAUACUUAGGUGCCAAUACAUGUAUGCGAUUCCCACAAUUAUAUAUUUAUUGUGAUUCGAUACUGUGAUUUUAUUGCGAUUUGAC
This is a messenger RNA of Oncorhynchus keta (chum salmon), 1870 nucleotides long. RefSeq names its product glutathione hydrolase 1 proenzyme-like. The transcript is spliced from 12 exons. Gene Ontology annotation, molecular function: glutathione gamma-glutamate hydrolase. The coding region runs from base 1 to 1722 and encodes 573 amino acids. Gene Ontology annotation, cellular component: plasma membrane. The record is from RefSeq and is a predicted model, not a curated record. Gene Ontology annotation, biological process: peptide modification; regulation of inflammatory response; regulation of immune system process. Lineage: Eukaryota; Metazoa; Chordata; Actinopteri; Salmoniformes; Salmonidae.